Exophiala viscosa is the source of this 1651-nucleotide messenger RNA. RefSeq lists its product as uncharacterized. Gene Ontology annotation, molecular function: NADP binding; N,N-dimethylaniline monooxygenase activity; flavin adenine dinucleotide binding. Lineage: Eukaryota; Fungi; Ascomycota; Eurotiomycetes; Chaetothyriales; Herpotrichiellaceae. Bases 1 to 1632 code for a protein of 543 amino acids. The record is from RefSeq and is a predicted model, not a curated record. The transcript is spliced from 3 exons.
AUGAACGGCACCAAGCCGAGCACGAAUGAUUCCAGUUCGUCAAGCUACGAUGUGGUCAUUUUGGGAGCCGGCUUCAGUGGUAUCGCUAUGCUAUAUCGCUUGCGGAAGCUAGGACUCAGCGUCAGAAUAUUCGAAUCUGGCGAUGACUUUGGAGGCGUCUGGCACUGGAACCGAUAUCCAGGGGCGCGUGUUGAUUCAGAAUGGCCGUACUAUCAAUUGAACAUUCCAGAAGUCUACCAAGACUGGAACUGGAGCGAGAAGUUUCCCGGCUUCGAAGAAUUGCAACGCUAUUUCGCCCAUGUUGACAAGGUCUUAGACCUGCGGAAAGACGUUACUUUCCAGGCUCACGUCAACGACGUUCAAUGGGAUGGCAGCAAAUGGACCGUUCGAACGCAAGCUGGACAUACUGCCAAGUGCAAGUAUGUUGUUCUGUGCACCGGACUACUACACCGAGCAUAUACCCCAGGUUUUCCAGGUAUGGACAGCUACAAGGGCGCCGUGUAUCAUACUGCAGAUUGGCCCCGACAGGCUGAUUUCAGUGGAAAGAAGGUUGCUGUGAUAGGAGCCGGCGCAACUGCCGUCCAGGUGGUGCAGGAAUUGGCCAAACAGGCCCAAUACCUGACAGUAUUCAUGCGCAGACCGAGUAUUUGCCUGCCUAUGAAACAGCGACGACUUGGCGACCUUGAGCAGAGUGGAUGGAAGACGUACUUCGAUGCACUCUUCGUUGAAGGGAGGAAAAGCGCCACUGGGUUUCCCGGCCGCCAGGCACCCUGUGGAGCUAUCGAUGUGACGGCUGAGGAGAGGGAGAGAUCCCUCGACGUUCUCUGGAGACGAGGAUCGUUUAACUUCAACAUGUUCAACUACAACGAUAUCAUGGUGAAUAAAGAAUCGAACAGGCUGAUAUAUGAUUUCUGGGUGAAGAAGACAGCACCACGACUGAAGAAUAUCAGGAAAAGAGAGUUGAUGGUUCCGGUAGAUCCGCCCUACUACUUCGGAACGAAGAGAAGUCCACUCGAGCAAGACUACUACGAAAUGCUGGAUCGCGACAACGUCGACGUUAUUAGCCUCGCCGAGACAUCUAUCAAGACCUUCAACGAGACCGGAAUUCUGCUGGACAGGCAGAUGGAUUUUGAUGUCGUCGUCCUAGCUACAGGAUUUGACUCGUUCUCAGGCUCAUUAUUCAAAAUGGGUCUCCGAAGCCGCGACGGUCAAGAUAUUAGGCACGUAUGGCAGGACGGAAUUAAAACAUACCUUGGAAUGACGUUUCAUGGAUUCCCAAACACGUUCAUGGUGUAUUCACCUCACGCGCCCACCGCCUUGUCUAAUGGCACGACCAUGAUCGAAGCACAAAGCGACUGGGUUGCUUCCGCAAUCGACAAGCUGGAAAACGAAGGCGUGCUCUCUUGCGAGCCCACCAAGGACGCCGAAGAUGAAUGGGGCAGUAUGAUCGCAGACCUGAAUAAGCCGACGUUGUACCCGUUUACGAACAGCUGGUGGAACAAAGCUAAUCUACCCGGCCAAAAAGCCCAGAUGUUGACACAUCCUGGUGGGAUUGAAAUGUAUGAGAAACAAUGUCGAGAGAAACUGGCAGGCUGGAAGGGCUUUGACUUGGUCUACGAGAAGCCUUCAUAAACACCGGUGUAAAGUCACG